Molecule: messenger RNA, 1463 nt
Organism: Alosa alosa (allis shad)
Lineage: Eukaryota; Metazoa; Chordata; Actinopteri; Clupeiformes; Clupeidae
Exons: 6
Coding region: 326-949 (207 amino acids)
Source: RefSeq, a predicted model, not a curated record
CCCGCACAGUAUGGAAGCAACAGAAAGUAUCUUGAUAUGAAUUCAAGCAGACUAUGUUCUAAUAAUAACAGUACAGGGGUGGAGAGUAUGCAUGAGUGUGUGAAAGACAAAAGGUUUGUCCUCUGUGACAACCCACCAGAGGGGAACUUCAUGGUGUUGAUGACUCAGCUGACUGCUGAGGACGGAGGAAUAUACAGGUGUGUGGUGGACAACGCCUCUCGUUUGGUCUCCACAGAUGUACAGCUGAAGAUUAACACAGCUGACGGCAGAAGAUGCUGGAGAGUACUGGUGUGGAGUACAGGCAGCUGUAGGUGAAUCCAUCACUAUGAUCAGCAGGACCCAACUAUUUGUUGAACCUGAAGCUCCACCAUCAUCAUAUCAUGCUACCUAUGCAUUUAUCCCCAUGGCCGUGUUUGGAGUAGUGCCUUUUGUAUACAUGAAAUGCAAAAGGAAGAUAUCAGUUUCUGCUGCCCCUAGCCGGAAAACUACUGCUCCUUCUGCCACACCAGAGCCGGCUGUUUAUGAAAAUGAUCUGACUACAACAUCACAGGAUGAAGUUCCAUCGAACACCACAGCACCUGAGUCAGUCUACCAGAGCCUGAACCCCAACAUCAUGGUACAAGAUCCAGUUUAUCAUCAGCUGAACCCCAACACCAUGGUGCAGUAUCCAGUAUACCAGAGCCUGAACCCCAACACGAUGGUACAGGAUCCAGUUUAUCAUCAGCUGAACCCCAACACCAUUGUGCAGUAUCCAGUCUACCAGCACCUGAACCCCAAAACCAUGGUACAGAAUUCAGUCUAUCAUCAGCUGAACCCCGACGCCAUGGUACAGGAUCCAGUCUACCAGCACCUGAACCCCAACACCAUGGUACAGAAUUCAGUCUAUCAUCAGCUGAACCCCAACACCAUGGUACAUGAUCCAGUCAACCAGUGCCUGAAUCGGGUGUAAUCACUGUGACGAAUCUGGUCAGCAACAACUGUAGUUUGCGGUUUCUCCUCCUAAAUCUCUUCACUAAAAUAUACAUUUUCUUCAGAGUAAUUAUGAGUGGAAGAAAAACUUUUUUAUCCAAACUUUAAUGUGCAGCCAACACAUUAGGACUUCAAAAUCAUAUUUCGGGGCACAGCUCUUGUAAGUUGCAUGGCUGGUUUUCUCGGUUAGGGACUCCCUACGUCUAUGCUGUAUAGCUAUGUGAACGAUUCACCUUUUACAUGUUCGUUUAGCAUCAAAUUGGCUUCGUAAAGGUGAACAUUUUGCAUAGUGUGCCUUUAAGGAAUGUGUUCGUAGUGAAAUUAGAAAAUACAUAAUUUAGUCAUUGUUUUCAACCCUCUCUGCGUUCAAAUCGCUAUAUCUCGAAAUAGUUUUCCACGACAUAGGACUCAUUUUGUCGUGGUAUUGAGAUCAAAGUAUUUGGAACAAUUUGACAACAAUUUGUUUUUGUCAAGUGACACACGUUGCAUGAACU